Messenger RNA from Poecilia latipinna (sailfin molly), 2465 nucleotides. Its product is annotated as otolin-1. The coding region runs from base 39 to 1610 and encodes 523 amino acids. Lineage: Eukaryota; Metazoa; Chordata; Actinopteri; Cyprinodontiformes; Poeciliidae. Gene Ontology annotation, molecular function: protein binding. The transcript is spliced from 5 exons. The record is from RefSeq and is a predicted model, not a curated record.
UUCUGGGCGACGCUUAUAAAUGCAUCAAAGCCGCGUUCAUGCAGCUCAUCUUCCUAAACGGCCUGCAGGAGAAGACGAUGUCCAACUCAGACAGGAAGAUGUUGUCCAGCGUUCUGGGACUCUUCGUCCUGAUCUGCGGCUGUUCCGCCAUGUUGGUCCCUAACAUGACCAGGAACCUGAUCCCAAAAGGACAACCAGAAGAAGAGGAAGGCUCGUCGUACGACCCCAACACCUUACGCUGGCCUGAAAACGGGCAGGGCCAAUCUUUGGUUCCGGACCCUCAGUGGCCGUCGGAAACCCGCAGCGGGCCCCUGUGGCCCCCCAGCGGGAACAUGACCAACUACGCUAACGGGUUGCGGAUGCUGGCCACCAGCUCGCCUCUGGUUCCAGAACCAGACACUUCCAUCUGUGACAUCCUGUUCAGCCAGCCGGUGCCGCCGUCCAUCGACCAGAUCCCCUUCUUCUGCAUCUGCUCCUACUGCAAAGGAACCGUGGGGCCCAAAGGAGACCGAGGGGACCGGGGGCCUCCAGGUGAACCUGGAAGUCCUGGAAUGAGAGGGAUGAUGGGAUUCAAAGGCUACCGAGGAUUCACCGGCCCCCAGGGCAUAAAGGGUCAGAAAGGAGAUUCAGGAGAGAAAGGUCAGAGCGGUCCAGCUGGAUUCACCGGAACGAAGGGCGAUCGAGGAUUCAAAGGGGAGAAAGGAGACCAGGGCCUGAGCGGACCUCCAGGUGCUCAGGGUCCCCAGGGAGAGAUGGGCACCUGCCCCGCCUCCUGUGAGAGUGCCCCAGGGGCACCGGGUCUGCCGGGGCCCCCAGGGCCAGCCGGGGCCCGGGGCCUGCCCGGGGUGCAGGGCAUUGUGGGAGCUACGGGUGUGAAGGGCGAUAAGGGAGACACAGGAGUGGCUGGGCAGCCCGGUGCGAACGGUCAGAAGGGAGAUCAGGGUGAGCAGGGGAUCUGUGAGUGCACCGACGGGGCGGACGGCGCCAACGGGGCGCCAGGGGAAAAGGGCAGCAAAGGAGACAAAGGUGACUCUGGUGCACAAGGCAUUCAGGGCCCCAUAGGUUUGAAGGGAGCUCAGGGUAACAUGGGUCUCAUGGGUCCCCCUGGGCCCUGCUCCCCGGCCAUCCAAUCAGCUUUCUCCGCAUGCAUCAACCAGUCGUUCCCCGCUGCCAACUGGCCGGUUCCGUUCCCUGACAUCCUGACCAACGAGCAGAGGCACUUCGACCCGAACAUGGGCAUGUACACGGCGCCCGUCAACGGCACCUACGUUUUCUCCUUCCACCUGGCGACCAAUCAGAAGCCGCUGAAGGUCGGCCUGUUCCGAAACUUCUACCCGGUAGCCAGGGUAACGGAGGCGUCGAGCCUGGCCACCGCCAGCCACACGGUCGUCCUGCACCUGAGCAGCAGAGACCAGGUGUGGCUGCAGGUGAAGGACUCGCUAACCAACGGCAUGUUCACCGACAGCGAAAGCAAAAGCACGUUCUCCGGUUACCUGCUGUACCCCGACUCCUGCGACGCGCCGCUGGGCAGGUUCUUCCACCCUCUGCCGCCCACUGGUGGCUUCUCCUGGAACGGCCCUGAUGGCCAUACCACCACCUCGCUGCCUUAGGCUCCGCCCAGCGACAGGUGUUUAGACGCAGACAGCCAAUCAAAUUCAGUGCUGCACAUUUCAAAGGAGGAGCGUUUGCAGAAUGAGGCUGGUACCGACCGGGAUCAUCUGCAAUAAAUCACAUUUAAAACACGACUUUAUGGUCAUUUCAUCUCUCCUGCGACGGUGGACAGUGUGGAUAGUUCUAAUACUAUCCACACUGAUUUAUCAACAAAUUAAGCAAAAAAAUUGCAAGAUAUCAUAUUGAUGUUUUGAAUAAAGAACCAAUAUCUUAACAUGUACGGCUGAUAUUUUGGUUUUAGCAGCUGAUCAGGCGUGUUCAUAGUUUGGUUUCUUUAGGAAGCUGGAGUAUGAUUAAAUAUGAGCUGUACUGAGUCACAGACAGAUGAAGAGUAAACAUGUUUGAAUGAAAGUCUAAAUAAUCUGACUGUAAACCAGUUUGUGUCCUUUUGAUAAGUGAUAAUCCAAGAAGUUUCUGAAUCUCCAUGGAGAUGAAGAAACGAUUAAAACAAAUUCUCCUCCUUUGAAACGUCCAGAAAAACUCACUUCUGAUUCAACACUGACCUCUGACCUCUCACAGUCAGCUGUAGAAGUUCAGCUUUGCUCCAACAUGAAAUAUUUCCAAAGCACUUUGCAACUGUAGAGUUGAUUUGCUUUUAAUUAUGAAAAUCUGCUUAUUUUCUUAGGAAUAUUAUCAGUUUGCCUUUUAAAAUGAUGCAUGAAUAAAAGCAGAGCAGUGGCUUCCACGUUGUUUUUCAGACAAUAACUAAGGUGUGUCUUGUAAAUUUGUGUUAUGACUGUUUUUAUGGAUAGAUUUAUGUCAUUUUGAAUAAAUCUCCAGUUUUGGAAAGGCGA